This is a messenger RNA of Nelumbo nucifera (sacred lotus), 1412 nucleotides long. RefSeq names its product Photosystem II reaction center PsbP family protein. Gene Ontology annotation, biological process: photosynthesis. NCBI's taxonomy places the organism in Eukaryota, Viridiplantae, Streptophyta, Magnoliopsida, Proteales, Nelumbonaceae. Gene Ontology annotation, cellular component: extrinsic component of membrane; photosystem II oxygen evolving complex; photosystem II. Gene Ontology annotation, molecular function: calcium ion binding. The record is from RefSeq and is a predicted model, not a curated record.
UCGGAUCCGAUCCAAAGAACUAAGGUGGGACUAUCCGAAUUCAUGAUCCGAUCCAUGAAGAUUGUUCCCAAUUAACAUCUCCAAGCUUGAGAUCAUGAGGCAUCACCUGGCCGCAAGUAGCUCUAAGAUUUGGGCCUCUAAUAAUUUAACGGCUGUUAAACGACAGAACCACUCGUCACAGCCACGUGUUAGAAUCAUACGGAGAGAGGAGGACGAAGGGAGGGUGUAUGAUCGGUCAAUGAGCAUCAAAUUCAAAUGGAUAACACCCUCACACUUCAUUGGAUCCACAAGGAAAGAACAAAGAUCUUAGAUCAGUGAACGAUGGCCCUCCAACACUGCUUCUACCCCGGCAAAGCAAUCUGCCGCCUCCAACGAAUCUAUCUGGCACAGGAUUCCGGCGGCCAGAAGGACAACCCGCAGCCGCAGGUGGUGGCACCCUCUUUAGGGAGACCGCCAGCGGAGGAAUUUGCCCCUUUAGCCUCGGUCUUCCGUCGGCGGCUCCUCAUCGGUGUCAGUUCCGCUUCUCUCGUCGCCAUUGGCGCCAAUUUUGCAGGCGUCACAAGUUUCCUUCUCGGAUUGUCGCCGGAAACUGGUAGGAAUCUGAAGCUGGACGUUCUUUAUCCGGUGGGUGGUUACAGUCGCUGCGUUGAAACGAGUGAAGGCUUUGAAUUCAUUUAUCCAGCCAAUUGGGUGGGAGACCAGACACUGUUGUACAGAGCAGUGGGGAAGGCAGAGGCAGAGAGAUCACUAGACCCACCUCCCUUGAACAAAGAUCGCCGUCGCCGGAAUUUUAGUGAACCGGUGGUGGCAUUUGGACCUCCGGGCUCCAACGGGGAGCUCAACGUCAGCGUCAUCGUAUCUCCGGUCCCUCUUGACUUCUCAAUUGAAGCUUUCGGAGGGACGAAAGAAGUGGGAGAGGCUGUGAUAAGGACAAUUGCUGCAGGAGCAGGAUCGGGACGAAGGCCCGAUGUGAGAGCAACGCUCAUAGAAUCCACGGUAAGAAAGGAUCCAAACGUCGAAGUAAACUACUACAAGUUGGAGUUCAGAGUUGAGAGCCCCUCGUUUCGGCGUCACAACGUCGCCAUCUGUUGUGCUCGUGGUGGCCGGUUAUUCACUCUAAAUGCACAGGCGCCGGAAUCAGCUUGGCCGGAGGUGAACCAAGAUUUCUACAGGAUUGCUGAUUCUUUCACCCUCACUGCCUAAACAUAUGAGAAAGAGAGAGAGAGAGAGAGAGAGAGAGAGAGAGAUUCUCGUGAGUGAACAUGUCGGUGAGGUUUGGUUGAACCGUCAGAAGGUGCCUCAGAUUUGCUGGGAACACAUCUGUAUAAGGGGUUAUGAAACCAGUUACGAGUGAACGCGUGUGUAACGGAUUUUAUAACUAAUCACAAUUGAACACGUUAGUGUUUCGGAGA